Molecule: messenger RNA, 939 nt
Organism: Hermetia illucens (black soldier fly)
Lineage: Eukaryota; Metazoa; Arthropoda; Insecta; Diptera; Stratiomyidae
Product: sarcoplasmic reticulum histidine-rich calcium-binding protein
Exons: 1
Coding region: 94-882 (262 amino acids)
Source: RefSeq, a predicted model, not a curated record
CAGAUAUUGCUCGUAGACAUAAACUGAGAUAACCGGCAGCAAACAAUCAAACUGUCCAGUUCCGGUCAGGCAACAACAUUUCAAGCCUUCUGAAUGUCGUUAUCGGCGGCGACGAUGACCAUGACGGCGACAUCAAAAUCAAAAUCACUUUGGAUUCUCUUAUCAGGCUUGUGGCUAUGUGCAAUGAUAAUAUCAACAAGUGCUCAUCCCCAUUUUGAGGAUUUGCAGGCGUUAGCCUCUGAAAAACAUGAGGAGGAUGAAUGGAAAAAAGGUGACGGGGAGGAACAUCAUUCGGAGGAGCAUUCCAAGAAGGGCGAAAAAGGAGAGAAGGGCUACAAGCACGAACAUCACCACGACAAAGGCGAAAAGGGACAUCACGACAAAGAAGGCAAGAAAGGCGAUCACUAUGAAGAAAGCGGCCAUGAAAAGAAGCACCACGACGAAGCUGGCCACUUUCACGAACACAAAAAGGGCAAAAAAGGCGAAAAGGGCCACGAAUAUGAGGAAAAGGGCUCAUUUAAGAAAGGUCACUCGACCAAAGGCCAUCAUGAAAUUCACAAACUGGACGAGUACAAGAAGGAUAAGAAAUUCUUUGAUGAGGAUCAUGACGAAGGAUUCGAUGAAAAAUACGGUGAUUACCACGACGAGCACAAGCAUAAGAAGGGAGGACAUCACAAAUCCGGCAGCCACAAGUCCGGUCAUCAUCAUGAUGGAUUUGGUAAGAAAGGACAUGAGAAAAAGGGUGGACAUCAUUCGGAACAUGGUGGACAUAAGGACGAGAAAGGACACGAGGAACAUUAUGGUCAUAAGGAAGAGUAUGAGAAGAAAGAUGGUGAUGAAGAGCAUAAGAAAUGGGGACAUAAAAAGGGUCAUUAUUGGUAGAAGUAAAUCUUAAUAUAUAUUGAAAUAAAUGCAUUGAAGGACUUGAAGCUUAUUCUA